CAGCCUCUCCUCUUGAGCCAUUUGCGACACCGGCCUUCUGAGUCCAACACAUACACCUCGAAUACGCCAGCUAUGCCUCCCAAAAUAUCCUCCCAGCCAUUGACGGCGGACGCUAAGCGUCUACGGACGAUCAUCAUCUCCUUUCCCCUAUUCGUUGCGACGAGCUGGAUCUUGUACAAACGAGCUUACCUCGGGGAAGAACAGAAGACCAUCCCCCAAGUCGCAACUCAGACGGGCAGACCAGAGGAUAACAAGAUUUUUGGAAAGCCCACUCAGGGAUUCGGCUCGAAAUAAUGCGGACUACGCACUACAUCCCACAAAACGGCACACCGCAACGUUCUUCGUAUGCAUAUUCGCCGCGCAUUCCAUCUCAACGACACGAUGGACGAAAAAGGAACCAAAACUGAGUGAUACCAUUUCCUCUCGCAUGUUGUAAAUUCAUGACGAUCCCAGAGUCUCGGAUACACUGUACGCCCAACAAAAGAUAUAGAUAUAAUAACGAUCA
This is a messenger RNA of Filobasidium floriforme, 505 nucleotides long. RefSeq lists its product as uncharacterized. The transcript has 2 exons. The record is from RefSeq and is a predicted model, not a curated record. NCBI's taxonomy places the organism in Eukaryota, Fungi, Basidiomycota, Tremellomycetes, Filobasidiales, Filobasidiaceae. The coding region runs from base 73 to 294 and encodes 73 amino acids.